Leptinotarsa decemlineata (Colorado potato beetle) is the source of this 5410-nucleotide messenger RNA. RefSeq lists its product as uncharacterized. Gene Ontology annotation, molecular function: histone H3K9 demethylase activity; histone H3K36 demethylase activity. Gene Ontology annotation, biological process: chromatin remodeling; regulation of gene expression. Lineage: Eukaryota; Metazoa; Arthropoda; Insecta; Coleoptera; Chrysomelidae. The record is from RefSeq and is a predicted model, not a curated record. Gene Ontology annotation, cellular component: chromatin; nucleus.
GUGGUUUGGUUUUGGUGGCGUUAGAGGAGUCAAUAUAACAGCAGAAGAAGGGGAACGUGUGACUGUUUAUAUUUUCCUAUAAAAUAUGUUUAAAUUGGGAGGAAAAUCCUGUUACCCGCUAAAUUUGUGCAAAGUGAAGUGACAAUUAUUAUAUGAUUAAUUGGAUUGUUAAAAUCAGUGGUUGAAUUAAGAAUGAUGUCUAUUCUCCUACGUGAUUUUUAGUGUGUCAAUCAUGGCCGCCUGAAAAAUUUGAUUGUCAACAUUUCCUUUUGGAAAGAAAAUAUUACUUAAAAAAAUGUACAGGCACUUGUUCAAUUUUUAAGUGGUUCUCGAAUUAUAUAAGUCUGUAGACUAAAUAAAAACCAUGGCAGAAUCUAACAACCAAAGGAUUCCAAAAAUUAUGGUUUUCCGGCCCACUUGGGAGGAAUUUAAGGAUUUUUCUAAUUAUAUAAAGCACAUGGAAUCAAAAGGGGCCCAUAAAGCUGGUCUAGCAAAGGUGAUACCUCCACCAGAAUGGGUUCCUCGCAAAUCUGGGUAUAAUGUAGAAGACCUCAAUUUGACAAUCCCAGCUCCUAUAUGCCAAGUCGUGACCGGAAAACAGGGAUUAUAUCAACAAAUAAACAUCCAAAAAAAGUCAAUGACCGUACAGCAGUAUAAAGAAUUGGCAAAUUCAGAACGAUAUGCUACCCCUAGACAUUUUGAUUACGAAGAUCUUGAACGAAAAUAUUGGAAAAAUAUAACUUACGUUGCUCCAAUCUAUGGAGCUGAUGUUUCUGGUAGUAUAACUGAUGACGACGUCCAUGAAUGGAAUAUAAAUAGACUGGGAACUAUAUUAGAUUUUGUUAAUGAGGAUUAUGGUAUAUCAAUAGAAGGAGUCAAUACUGCUUAUUUAUACUUUGGAAUGUGGAAAACUACAUUUGCAUGGCAUACAGAAGACAUGGACCUUUAUUCCAUCAAUUAUUUACAUUUUGGUGCACCAAAAACUUGGUAUUCAGUUCCUCCAGAACAUGGCAGAAGAUUAGAAAGGCUUGCUAACGGAUUUUUUCCUGGUUCUUAUAAGACUUGUCAGGCUUUUUUGAGACAUAAAAUGACCUUGAUUUCUCCACAGAUAUUAAAACAGUAUUCAAUUCCUUAUAAUAAGAUAACUCAAGAAGCAGGAGAAAUUAUGAUAACAUUUCCUUAUGGUUAUCAUGCAGGUUUCAAUCAUGGUUUCAAUUGUGCCGAAUCAACAAAUUUUGCUCAAGAACGAUGGAUUGAGUAUGGAAAAAGAGCUUCGCAAUGUACCUGUAGCAAAGACAUGGUUAAAAUUUCCAUGGAUACCUUUGUAAAAAGGUUUCAACCAGAUCGGUAUGAUAUGUGGUUGAGAGGGGAAGAUAUUGGGCCUCAUCCAGAAGAACCAGACAAGAAAGUUGCCGCACCUUUGCCUAUGCCUCAAGACAUUUUGUGUAACAAAAACAACCCGUCCUUGCCACAAAGCUAUUUGGAAGUUCCGAAAAAAGGUCGAAUAAAAGGAGGAAAAAUGGGAUUCAAUCAGGGUUUUAAUAUAUCAGAAUUCCCAGCUGCAUUACAACUGGAAUUAAUGGAAGAAGACAACAUGCCUUUUGGAACAGAAGAACUACCACCUGAUGAACAACAAUUAGAAGUCCUUGAAGAUAUUUGGCUCAAAGCUGGAGAAAUAGAAGCUGAAGAUGCUAGCGUUUGCGAUGCAGGUUAUAAUGUGAAGAAAAGUCGAAAAUAUUUUCAAAAGAAACGCCAAAAAGAAAAGCUGAAAAACAAAAAGAAAGCAGGCGAGGAUCCUGAAUGGGCACCAAGGAAAGAGUAUGAAAGCAUGUCCAACGAACUUACAGGUCUGUAUGCCCCUUGUGAGAGAAAAGAUAAGAAAGUAUGCGGAAAAAUUGUGAAACCGAUUGAGGAACAGCUAUAUAAAGAAGAGCUAGUUAAAUCAAUACUUGCUGAAGAAAAAAGUCUGGUUAUGAAACCUAAGAAAAAGCAUAAGCACAAGAAUAAGCACCAUGGCCAUAAACAUAAGAAACGCAAACAUUAUCCAUUAGAAGAUGGUGUGGUAGAAUUAUCUGAUCCUUGCAAAUUGGAAGAACAACCUCCUAAUCCUGAAGUGAAGCAAGAAAUUGACAACAUUAUCCGUGCUGCAGCAGAAGAACAUGAAAAGUCUUUACUUGAUGAAUCUGGAAAAUGUGACCAAAAGCCAAUAUCCUUUCCCCAGCUAGUUUCCUCACCACAGCCAAUCUUGCCUUCACAAAUCCCUUCAGCUCCUAAAACAAAUCUAAAAACAUAUAGAAAGCCCAAAGAAAAACCAAAAUUAUUAACAAGUAAUAUAGAAACUAUAAAAACAUCCAAAGGUAUUAUAACAGUUUUGGCUUCAAAUCCAUUGAUGAGUAAACCGAAAAUGGAGCCUAUUAGACCAGUUUCUCUAACUGCUCCACUUUCUUCUAACAAAUAUGAGAAUGCUUUUCUAAAAUUUCUGAACAAAAGGGAAGAAAAACCAGUUGAAAUAAAUUUCUCAAAUAAAUCUACAAAACUGGUUGAUAAGUUAUCUCAUAGUAAAGUAGCACCUAAUGUAUCUGAUACAUUAUCAUCACUACCAAGAGAUAUAAGAGUAGUAACAAAUUCUGCAUUAUUAACUAACAAUACAAGUACAGACAAAGUUCUCUUACCUGAAAACACAACAAAUGGUGAUGCUCCUGGACAGUUGCCAAUAACUGCUUCGGUAGGAAGUAACAUUGUGGAAACAAGUUUGAAUAUUAAUAAAGAUGCCUUUAUAAAGCCAUUCACACCACAUGUUACAGGGGCAUCUUCAGAAAUAGUUAGUGUUGUAACUAUAGAUAACUCUUCGCUGGAUGCAGUACUACCUAAUUUAAGUCAACUAGGUAGCUCAACAGCUGCCAGUUCAAUACCUAUUCUCGGUUUAGGGCAACCUCUACAUUUUAAAGAUACAUCUGGAGCUAUUGGAUCUAGUGAUUCAAAAAUAAAAAGUGUCAUUGUACAACAAAUGCCAGAGCUAACUGUUCCAGAACUGCGAGAACCUUUCAUGAUGCAUGAACAAAUGCCUGAACUCAACCCAGCAUCACCUGUUAUUGCCCAAACUAGUAAUGGCACUAGUAAAAUGGAUUCAAAUAAUGUUCCCGGAUUGUUGAACGUGUUUUCGGUGAGCAUGGAGAAAACACCUGUAGGUGCAUUACAAGAAGUAGAGCAACCAAUUCUAGACCCCUCCCCACCCAAAAAGUACAAACCUAAUCUUAUUUGGAGCAACCAUAAGUACUAUACAAUUAACCAGUGCGCUGAAACGAUAUACAGUAAUCGAGAUAGAUUUUAUCCUAUGAGCCACGCACCUAUAUCUUUAGAUAAUGAGAACAAAAAGGUUAUCGUUGAACAUCUCCCAGUUGAAAGGACUAGUAGAAUAUCCUCUUUGGAGUGUGGCAAUUUGAAAGAGCUCAAUACAGUGGCAGAAAACAAGUUGAAAAGUGAAGUUAAAGAUGGUAACGGUGAACCCAUUAGUGAUACUAGCUCACCUAGUUCUUUUGAUUCCUCUACAUCAUCUGAUUCUUCUUCUACUAACAGCGAUGCCGACUCUGAUGCAAACAAUGAGCCCAUUGAAAGUGAAUCUUCGUAUUAUAGUCCAAAUGUAAAAGACAGUGAAUUCUCUUACUCAUCCUCUGAUGAUGAUAUUCGAAUGAAGAAACGUCGUAAACAUAUGAUUGUGUCAGAGUCUAAGUUUGAAAGACAUUUUCAAAAAACUGCAAAAUGUUUAGACAAUAAUAAGAAAAAUGCAUAUGUAACAGAAGAAGGCAUGAAGGAAAAUAUCAAAGCCGAAAUGAAGAGGAAAAGAAAUCCAGAGGAGCAAAAACCACACAGUAAAAAAGUCAUACCAUUCGUCAAGAAACUACCUGCAAAGAAAAAUAAUUUGAAAGACUCCAAACUGUCCAGGAAAUAUGAUAAAAAACCUGUUUCGAAACAAGGUCGCAUUAUCAAACGCAGACCCUCUUUAUCCAAAAUGAUCCUGGGUGUUAGGAGAAGAGGCCGACCAAAAAAAGAUGACCAACAUAAAUUUUCCCUUAUCAAAAGUAUGCUGAAUGACUACAGAAGACUUUUUGACUUUACUCCCUCUGAGGGGCCUCACACAACAGAUCCCAAUGCACCCUUAAGCAAAUAUUUGUCAUAUAAAAAAGCAAGUUUGACUCCGUUGGAGUGCUAUGUCGAAACAAAAAAUGUUUUUGACAACUUCAGCAAAGAUAUUCAGGAGUAUUUAUUGUCCGGUUUAACCUUAUUCAAUGUAAAUUCAAUUCCUAUAGCCCAAACUAAUUCUACUUCCUUUACUAACAUCAAGGUCAUGGAUAAGAACAAAUUGGAAUCAACAAAAGAAAGUAGCAAUAUCAAUCAAGGGCAGCAAUUGAAAAUAGACCAAGUUGUAUGGGCAAGACACAAAAAUGGAAGGUAUUAUAAAUCAAAAAUUGUCGACAUCAAAUUUGAUUCGCAGAUGUGUGUUUUUUUUCCUGAGGACCAGAGCUUUUCAAAGGAUAUUAAGCUGAGUGAUAUUGUUGACUGGGAAAAAAUGAAAACUCCAAUAAUAGGACAGAGACUGCAAAUUCGGUGGAUAGACGGGAAAGUAUAUGAUGCUGAUUUUAUUGGAAAAAUGGACACUUAUACCUUUAUCGUCUUAUUUGAAGAUGAAUCAAAAAAUCAUCUCCAAAGGGAGUACAUAUAUGGUUUGAAAGAGCCCAUACCAAAAAGAAUCCUUUCAAAAAUGUCUUAUGCUAGUGAUAUGAAAAACCGCGAUCACCUCUACGAUUUAGAAAAGCCGCUACCUGAGAAACGACCUGUCAAGAGGAAAGUAUUCAGAUAUACAAAAUUGUUAUAGACGUAAUUGAAAAAAAAAUGUUUGAAGACUGAUUUUCUCAGAAUAGUUCGUACAUCUUUUUUACAAAAUUAAAUAUGAAGGUGAAAGAACUUGUAUAUAAAGGUUUCAUUAUUUAUAAUACUUCAAUCUACAUUAGGUUUUGUGAUUUCCUAAAUUUAGUAUUUGUAUCAUGAUUGACAAUGUUUAACAUUUUCACUGUAAUUCACCUUUUUUUUUAUCUUAGGUCAACAUAAUUUUCUAAGUGUGUGUGUAUGAUAAAAUUGUAUUUAUUUUAUUUGAUCAUGUAAAUACAAAGAUUAUAUUAUGUUAUUAACUAGUUUCUGUAUAAAAAAUAGAUAAAAACAAGUUGUGUCAGAAGAUUGAAAUGAUUAAAGAAUAUGUUCACAUUAUUUGUUGAAGUAAUUUUCAAUAUUUUAGCAAAAAUUUUUCUAUGAGCCAUAGACAAUAGAUAAUUACUAAUACUAUUAUCAAAAUAGAACAUACAUGACAUCAAUUUGGCAAGCAAUGAUUUGUUUUAUAUUAAAAAAUUUCAAUAGA